This is a messenger RNA of Penicillium angulare, 813 nucleotides long. RefSeq names its product Chromosome segregation in meiosis protein 3. Gene Ontology annotation, cellular component: replication fork protection complex; nucleus. Gene Ontology annotation, biological process: DNA damage response; replication fork processing; replication fork arrest. Gene Ontology annotation, molecular function: DNA binding. The record is from RefSeq and is a predicted model, not a curated record. The transcript has 3 exons. Lineage: Eukaryota; Fungi; Ascomycota; Eurotiomycetes; Eurotiales; Aspergillaceae. The coding region runs from base 1 to 813 and encodes 270 amino acids.
AUGGAUACUACAACAGCAGAUUCUACCAAUGAUCUCGAUGAUCUUUUUGACUACGAUGUGGGAUUAGACGAGAUAUUGCAAGGAACCGAUAAUACAACAACCAACGCCAACGAUGCCUCGAGACCAGCAGGCGAUCCCUCCUCACUCGGUCUUGGAUUAGACGAGGAGGUCAAGAUCACGAAGAAGCGACAACCAGUGGCCAAAUUGGACGAAUCGCGACUACUCUCCCAAGCAGGAAUUCCCAAAUUACGAAGCUCAGCUAAGACAAAACUUCGACUCAAAGGCAAAGGACACGAGUUUUCCGACGCCGCUCGUCUAUUGAAUUUCUAUCAACUAUGGCUCGACGAUCUAUUCCCCCGAGCAAAGUUCGCAGACGGUCUGGAAAUUAUUGAGAAACUGGGCCACACAAAGCGCAUCCAGACUAUGCGCAAAGAAUGGAUUGAUGAAGAGAAGCGCGAAGCCUUCGGAAAACUCGACAACUCGCACAGAACGUCUACAACGGAAGAUCUGCCAGCUAGGCUGUCCUCAGACCAAAACAAUGCCGACGCAGAGAACGCAGGCAAUUCAAAUAUUUCACCGCCAGUGCCGGGACCAUCAGAAUCCACAGAACAUGAUUUAUUCAUGCCGAACCCUGAGGGUCCAGCCCAGCCAGCUGCUAGUCACCCCGAGCCCGAUGACGAUGAUCUAGAGGAUCUGCUUAGAGAGCAAGACGAUGCCAUGCAGGACACAUCGCACUCAGCAGUGGACGCGCCGAAGACCAUUAUGGAUGAUUUUGAUGACGAAUACGAAGCCAUGAAUGACAUGGGGCUGUAG